AUGUAUAUGUUCUUUAUAAAACACUAUAUUUGUAUAAAUGGUACUGUUUGUAAUUUUUUUUCUAUGAGAUUUCUGUGCAUGCAUCCAGAGUUAAGCACACCAGGUUUUGUUCUGAGCUGCAGCGAUUCGGACCAAGGCAGGGAGAGCUCAGGGCCGGGGAAGAGGAUGCCCCGGCUCGCCCAGGGGGCCCCCCCUAGCUGGCACCCGUGGCCCUUGGGGGCAGAGGAGGCCCGCGCCCGUCAGCCGGGCCCUGGCCGGAAGGCCACGCGACUGCCCGCCUGCUCGCCCCCCCCACCUCUGCCGACGGCUCCGCCAGGGCCGGAAUCACCUCAGGGCCUAUGCAGCACGUGGGGUCGGUAUGUGGCGCCCCGUGGCCGCUCGGCCGGCCUGUCCUGCAUGACGGCGGGGGCAGAGCAUGCGGCCCUUGCCCGAAGGUGCGGACUCUGCCCUGCGGCCGUGAGGGGGCCUCCCAGGCAGCAUGCAGGCCAGGCUGGGCAUCGCGUGCCGGGGGCUCGGACCCCUGGCCCGGGGUGGCCUGGCGCAGCCUCGGGUCGCCACCGUCCGGCCAGCUGCCGAACUAUGCAAACCCCGGACCCAGGCUCAGGCCCCGGCCGUGGCCGUCUUCCUUCCCCGUGCCACGCGCCCUCCGCAGCGCAGGGGGAUGCCCGGGGCAGCCCCGAGGCCGGGCGCCCGGACCCCUCCGCUGACGCACAGCACCCGAGGCUUGCGGCCGGCCGCACCACGAUUGUCUUAACGGCGGGGUGCUGCCUGCUCUCCCGCGCCUUCCCACGGAUCUGGGCCGAGGCAGCCAGGCCCGGCGGCAGGGGCUCCUGUUCAGAAGCUGCUUCGCCCCCUGCCGCCCGGGCCCUCAGGAAGCCCCCGCAAGCAGCGGCUCUUGCCUCCCCCAGGGGGCUCCCCGUCUUCCCCAGGACAGCCCUCGGGGCAGCUGCACAGCCCGGCCCGGUGGGCGGGCGCGACCCACGGCCAGUUCACCCCCGGCUUUCCCCCGCACCGCCACCGGUCACCCUUUCCAACACGGUUUCUUAAUUUUGUACCAGGUUCCGACACUACAAUUUGUACGGAUUGUUCCUCCUCCCCCCGCUUUUUUACAAAAAUCCCUUUAAGUACCUUUUCUGUGAGGUGGGAGCACAACCCCCAUGUUACUGGAUCCUGAGGGGGGGCAGCUGGGUCUCCGUUUUUGUCAGUUGUGUUGUGUGAAUUGUUUCUUGUUUUUAAUUUUCUAAGAAUCUUUACAGAUCAAAUCUGUCUUAUUUAAUUUUUGUCUUAAAAUUGCUGAUAGGAAAGAACCGGCUUUUGUAAAAUAAAUUAUCCAGCAUAAUUCUCUGGAAUCCACAACCAUUUCUGCACGUCUCUGGGUGGAAGGAAGGGCAGGGGAGCGAAAUAAAUGGUUUCCUAGAAAAA
Molecule: messenger RNA, 1422 nt
Organism: Varanus komodoensis (Komodo dragon)
Lineage: Eukaryota; Metazoa; Chordata; Lepidosauria; Squamata; Varanidae
Product: translation initiation factor IF-2-like
Exons: 1
Coding region: 1-1047 (348 amino acids)
Source: RefSeq, a predicted model, not a curated record